This is a messenger RNA of Anoplopoma fimbria (sablefish), 723 nucleotides long. Its product is annotated as gap junction delta-3 protein-like. Gene Ontology annotation, cellular component: connexin complex. Lineage: Eukaryota; Metazoa; Chordata; Actinopteri; Perciformes; Anoplopomatidae. The record is from RefSeq and is a predicted model, not a curated record. The transcript has a single exon. Bases 1 to 723 code for a protein of 240 amino acids. Gene Ontology annotation, biological process: cell communication.
AUGGGUGAAUGGGGCUUCCUCGGUGGACUCUUUGACAGCCUCCAGGCGCACUCGACGAUGCUCGGUCGUUUCUGGCUCUUGCUCAUGCUCGUCUUUAGGAUACUGAUCCUGGGAACUGUCGCUAGUGACCUGUUUGAUGAUGAGCAAGAGGAGUUCGCCUGCAACACCCUCCAGCCGGGCUGCAAACAGGUGUGCUACGACAUGGCCUUCCCCAUCUCCCAGUACAGAUUCUGGGUGUUCCACAUCGUCCUCAUCGCCACACCUUCCCUGGUUUUCCUCAUGUAUGUCAUGCAUCACCACAACAAGAGUACCAGCCCCUCCAAAUCCAACAAAAUGAGCAGCGAGGACUACAGAGAAGAGCGCCAUUUAAGGAGGCUUUACAUUGUGAAUGUGGCCUUCCGCAUAUUGGCAGAAGUUGGCUUCCUAGUGGGCCAGUGGAUGCUGUACGGCUUCAAGGUGGAGGCCCAGUUCCCCUGCAGUCGCUUCCCUUGCCCCUACACGGUGGACUGCUUCACCUCCCGCCCUGCGGAAAAAACUGUCUUCCUCUGCUUUUACUUCGCUGUCGGGGUGUUAUCGGCAAUUUCCAGCAUUGCAGAGCUUUUCUACAGUUCCUUAAAGUGGUUCUGCUCCAGCCAGCCGCGGAGGCAGAGGAGGAAUCGGCCACGAACACAGAGGAGGCAAAUAUAUGAGCAGCAGGACAUUCAUGAUGUGAGGCGGCCUUGA